CUCACCUGCAGCGAUGAAGAUCGAGGCUGUUGCCGCUGCCCUCCUCUUCCUCCUGGUCACAGUGAAUGGUGCCAAAAAGUAUGAGAGGUGUGAACUGGCCAAAAAGCUGAAAAACAGUGGCCUGGAUACGUAUGAAGGCUACAAACUGGGCGACUGGGUAUGUUUGGUUCAGCAUGAAAGCGGAUACAGGACUGAUGCUGUAGGGAAACCAAAUCCGGAUGGCAGCAUAGACUAUGGACUUUUUCAGAUAAACAGCAAGUACUGGUGCACCGAUGGGAAAGUGAAGUCACAUAACGGCUGCAAAAAAGACUGUAAAGAUUUCACAAAUGACAACAUCGACGAUGACAUUGAUUGUGCAAAGAGAAUUGUCCGUGACCCCCAAAAGAUGGAUGCCUGGGCAGCAUGGAAGAAACACUGCAAAGGGAAAGACCUCUCAGAAUAUACUCGGGGUUGCGAACUGUGAUUUCUACCACCGUUUAAGAUUGAGCUUUUCUCUUCAUUCUAUGCCGUUGAAAGGCCUCACCACCGUUAGGAUUCAUCCGUGUCUUGCCGCACAUACAUUUACACACACG
Eublepharis macularius is the source of this 572-nucleotide messenger RNA. RefSeq names its product lysozyme C, milk isozyme-like. Gene Ontology annotation, molecular function: lysozyme activity. Bases 14 to 463 code for a protein of 149 amino acids. Lineage: Eukaryota; Metazoa; Chordata; Lepidosauria; Squamata; Eublepharidae. The record is from RefSeq and is a predicted model, not a curated record. The transcript is spliced from 4 exons.